AUGACAGCCACCGCAAUGGCGACGACUGCCGUCGACAGCGUUUCGACCACGUCAAAGCCAGAUCACCUGACCGCAAAGACAAAGAUAGCCACGACGACACCAGCAACGAGCGACUCCGACUUUGCUCAUGCCAAUCUUUCCUCGAAACUACCCAAGGACCUCGCUGGGAAGCCCAUCCCACGGGCCAAGCACUGGGGCUAUGAUCUGACGCUACUCCAGCCUCGAGCGUUUGUUCUCAAAAACCUCGUCAACAUUGGCCUGAUCGCGGCCUUCACCCUCUUCAAUUCGUCGGCUCUGGGUCACAGAGUCUAUGACGAUCUCACGGCAAGGUUCGGCUCGUUCAAUCUGCGCUUCUUUGGUACUUGGAUCAUUACUACCUCGGUCCUGUGGAUAUUGUCCGGUCUCUACGCCAUUGCAGACCUCACUGGCAGGCCCAAAUGGCUGUACAAGUACAAGGUGCAACCCUUUGUACGGGUCACUGGCAAAGAGUACGCCAAUAUCGCUCUCGGCGCGUUGCGUAAUCUCGUCUUCGUUGCGACGCCCCUCAUGCUUGUGGGUGCCUGGGCAAUUCCUACGCCAACGUCUUCCGAACAGCUUCCCGGUCCACUGAGGACAGUCGCUAUCCUUCUUUUUGAUGUGCUCUGCACUGAGAUCGGCUUCUUCUACAUCCACCGUUGGUUCCACUCACCAGCCAUGUAUGCUCGCUUCCACAAGAAGCACCACGAAUACACGGCCCCCGUAGCGUUGGCCGCCACCUACUGCACGAUGACCGAGCAUCUCUUUUCGAAUCUUCUUCCCAACGCCAUAGGCGCCCUGAUCAUUCCACACCACUGGAGUCAGUACGUCUUCGCCUAUACUCUACUCGAGAUCGGCACCAUCCAGGCCCACUCCGGCUACUACAUCCCAGGACUCAACAGUCCGCUUCAGCACGACUUCCACCACUUUGCUUUCACCGAGAACUUUGGCCCGACAGGUCUCAUGGACGCAAUCUACGGCACCAACAUCCGCUACCGAAAGACGCUCGCAGAGGCAAAGCAGAACAACAACGGCAGCGAGGUCUCGGCUCGCUUGGAGGUGCUCUCUUUUCUUGCCCAGAGAGAGGUCGAGGAAUCGGAAGCGUUGAAAGGGCAGAACAAGAAAGCUGCCUAG
Messenger RNA from Moesziomyces antarcticus, 1149 nucleotides. Its product is annotated as c-4 methylsterol oxidase. Lineage: Eukaryota; Fungi; Basidiomycota; Ustilaginomycetes; Ustilaginales; Ustilaginaceae. Gene Ontology annotation, biological process: sterol biosynthetic process. The coding region runs from base 1 to 1149 and encodes 382 amino acids. The transcript is spliced from 2 exons. The record is from RefSeq and is a predicted model, not a curated record. Gene Ontology annotation, molecular function: iron ion binding; C-4 methylsterol oxidase activity.